Messenger RNA from Vitis vinifera (wine grape), 3266 nucleotides. RefSeq names its product AP-1 complex subunit gamma-2. Gene Ontology annotation, molecular function: clathrin-cargo adaptor activity. The transcript has 18 exons. The record is from RefSeq and is a predicted model, not a curated record. Gene Ontology annotation, cellular component: AP-1 adaptor complex; membrane coat; Golgi apparatus. Gene Ontology annotation, biological process: Golgi to vacuole transport; intracellular protein transport; receptor-mediated endocytosis. NCBI's taxonomy places the organism in Eukaryota, Viridiplantae, Streptophyta, Magnoliopsida, Vitales, Vitaceae. The coding region runs from base 332 to 2968 and encodes 878 amino acids.
CGUCCCCACCGGGUGAUAGAAGCACCUUCCCAGUGGAAUUCCGGAGCUGGUGCUCUUGUUUCCAUUAGCUUACAAAACGAAAAUACGCUCACAAAGGAAAGAAGAGGCAAUUCGUUGUGAUUGCAGGGGAAAGCCUCUUUUCAGAUUUAUUCGUUAGAAGUUUCAUACUCUCAGAUCCAAAUCCCUCAGAUCUCCGAACUAACGUAUCCGGAUCUCGAUUCCCUCAUUCAGAUUAUCUAUUUCUACGAUUCCUUUCUGAUCUACCGGUCCCUGCUCCUCGUCCAUUCCGGAUCCGAUCGAGCUCGCCAGAAGCUUCACGACGGACCCAAUCAUGAAUCCCUUCUCGUCCGGAACGCGCCUGAGGGACAUGAUUCGGGCUAUCCGUGCUUGCAAAACCGCAGCAGAGGAACGUGCUGUUGUAAGAAAGGAAUGUGCUGCUAUUCGUGCAUCAGUCAGUGAAAAUGAUCAUGACUAUAGGCACCGUAACCUAGCAAAGCUCAUGUUCAUUCACAUGCUUGGUUACCCCACACAUUUUGGUCAAAUGGAGUGCCUGAAAUUGAUUGCAGCGGCUGGAUUUCCGGAAAAGAGAAUAGGAUAUCUUGGCCUCAUGUUGCUUCUUGAUGAAAGGCAAGAAGUUCUUAUGUUGGUUACAAACUCAUUAAAACAAGAUCUCAAUCAUAACAACCAGUACAUUGUGGGACUUGCUCUUUGUGCUCUGGGAAAUAUUUGUUCAGCAGAAAUGGCUCGUGAUCUUGCACCUGAAGUGGAGAGAUUGAUGCAAUUUCGAGAUCCAAAUAUUCGGAAAAAAGCAGCAUUAUGCUCUAUAAGGAUUAUAAGGAAAGUUCCAGAUCUGGCAGAAAAUUUUAUGCAUCCUGCUACCAACUUACUUAAAGAAAAGCACCAUGGAGUUUUGAUAACUGGAGUUCAGCUUUGUACAGAGAUAUGCAAAGUCAGCGUGGAAGCCCUUGAACAUUUUAGGAAGAAGUGCACAGAGGUUUUGGUCAAAGUUCUAAAGGAUGUUGUGAACAGUCCUUAUGCACCUGAGUACGAUAUUGCUGGGAUUACAGACCCUUUCCUCCAUAUCAGAUUGCUUAGGCUUUUACGGGUGCUGGGCCAAGGUGAUGCAGAUGCUAGUGACUGUAUGAAUGACAUUCUUGCUCAGGUGGCAACAAAAACUGAGUCAAACAAAAAUGCUGGGAAUGCCAUUUUGUAUGAAUGUGUUGAAACUAUUAUGAGCAUUGAAGAUACUAGUGGCUUACGUGUGCUUGCCAUCAAUAUCUUGGGAAGAUUCUUGUCAAAUCGUGACAACAAUAUCAGAUAUGUUGCAUUGAAUAUGCUGAUGAAGGCUAUUACAGUAGAUGCGCAAGCAGUGCAGAGGCAUCGGGCAACAAUUUUGGAAUGUGUAAAGGAUUCAGAUGCUUCAAUUCGGAAAAGGGCCCUUGAACUUAUUUAUGUUCUAGUGAAUGACAGCAAUGUGAAGCCUUUGGCAAAAGAGCUAAUUGAUUAUCUUGAAGUAAGCGAUCCAGAAUUCAAGGGAGAUCUGACCGCCAAAAUUUGCUCAAUUGUUGAAAAGUUUUCCCCUGAGAAAAUAUGGUACAUUGAUCAGAUGCUCAAGGUUCUUUCUGAGGCUGGAAAUUUUGUAAAAGAUGAAGUCUGGCAUGCCCUUAUUGUUGUAAUAAGCAAUGCUUCUGACCUCCAUGGAUAUACAGUAAGGUCCCUUUACAGAGCAUUCCAAGCAUCAGUGGAACAGGAAUGCCUUGUACGAGUGGCGGUCUGGUGCAUUGGAGAAUAUGGUGAAAUGUUAGUCAAUAAUGUUGGAAUGCUUGAUAUAGAGGAACCUAUAACUGUAACAGAGUCUGAUGCUGUGGAUGUCAUUGAGAUUGCCAUUAAGCGCCAUACCUCAGAUCUCACAACUCGAGCUAUGGCUUUGAUUGCUCUCUUAAAGCUUUCAUGUCGUUUCCCAUCUUGUUCAGAGAGGAUAAGGGAUAUAAUUGUCCAGUGUAAAGGAAGCCUUGUGCUUGAAUUGCAGCAGAGAUCCAUUGAAUUUAAUUCCAUUAUUGGGAAGCAUCAAAAUAUCAGGUCUGUGCUGGUAGAAAGGAUGCCAGUUCUGGAUGAGGCAACUUACAAUGGAAGGAGGGCUGGUUCUAUGCCAGCAACUGUUUCAAUGUCAAGUGGGGCUUCACUUAAUCUUCCAAAUGGAGUUGCCAAACCCCCUGCUGCUCCUCUUGUAGAUUUACUUGAUCUAAGUUCAGAUGAUACCCCUGCACCUAGUUCUUCUGGUGGUGAUUUCCUUCAUGAUCUUCUUGGUGUUGACUUAUCUGUGGGUUCAUCAUUGUCAGGUAUGACUCAGGUUCCAAAAGCUGGUACAGAUGUUCUCCUGGAUCUUCUGUCAAUUGGAACACCUCCUCCGGCACAAAGCAGCUUAUCUACACCUGAUAUUUUAUCUUCUAGUCAAGAUAACAAGAUGCCAGCUCCCACAUUAGAAAGACUGUCAUCACCUUCUUCAAUAUCCAUUCAAGCCUCAUCUCCUGCAGGGGCUGCUCCUAUGAUGGAUUUGUUGGAUGGCUUUGCCCCCAACCUACCAUUGCCUGAGGACAAUGGUCCUGUUUAUCCAUCUAUAGUCGCAUUUGAGAGCAGUGCCUUGAGGCUAACGUUCAACUUCUCCAAGACACCUGCAAAUCCGCAAACAACAUUGGUCCAGGCCAGUUUUACAAAUUUGUCACCUAAUAUCUUUACAGAUUUUAUUUUCCAGGCAGCAGUCCCAAAGUUUCUUCAGUUGCACUUAGAUUCAGCCAGUGGCAACACACUUCCUGCAAGUGGAAAUGGGUCUAUCACACAAAAUUUGCGAGUUACUAACAGCCUACAUGGGAAGAAACCUCUUGUCAUGCGCAUAAGGAUAGCUUACAAGAUGAACAACAAGGAUGUCUUGGAGGAAGGACAAAUCAACAAUUUCCCUCGUGACUUAUGAGGUGAUUUAAAGAUAGUAAAGAUGGUGCUGUGAUGCAUGGGCUCUUUUUUCUCCUUUUUCUUUUUUCAACUGAGAAGUGUCUCUUUGGUUGUCUGUAGUCAUAGUGCAAUCUGUUGUUUAAUUCUUAUAUUUUUGGGUGGUAUGUCCUAUAGCAAUUGGGACUUCGUUUGUAUGACUUGAAUUUUGGGGUCUGCCAAAUGGCUUAGCAAUUCUAUCCUAUCCUUAGCUGUUUCAAUGUACAUUAUGAUAAAAUAUUUGUUUACGGAAAUUGAGGAAAUUGAAUUUUGCAUUUGAGGCA